Messenger RNA from Pocillopora meandrina, 7391 nucleotides. NCBI's taxonomy places the organism in Eukaryota, Metazoa, Cnidaria, Anthozoa, Scleractinia, Pocilloporidae. The record is from the annotation of a GenBank genome assembly.
AUGAACUCCUAUUCCCGAGCUUUGUCGCCUUUGGUUGCUUUAUCCACUCUCUUUGGACCUGGAGAGAGGCUCUACUCAAAGUUACACUCUUGGCUUGGAGGAUUCAUUUUUGUCUCCUUGCUCGGCGGAAUGACUUUUGUGGCCAUCAUCGGAGUGUUUGUUCGGACGACCAUUGACACGUGGAUACAGUUUUCGCUUUACAUCGUUCCCUUGAUUGCUUUGGUCGCUGGAUUUCGCGUUUACACAUCCUCAGCCUUCUACAAACUUCUUCAGAGGAAACUGUCUGGCAAAUCCAUGGUGAAAGGGUUCUUGGAGUCUGAUGAACACGUUCCGUGGCACGAGACAAAGAGAAAAUCAUGGUUGAGAAAAGCUGCCUUGAAAAACUGCAUUUAUCCAUUCGUCUUAGAAAUUUAUCAGUGGACUGCCUAUAUCAUUUUCCAUACGGUAUUUAAAGGGGACUAUUUUGCAGGUUCUUGGACAGAGAGUCAUAUUGAAUUGUUCGAACUUGACGCAAGGACUUGGUUAGGUCUGUAUGGUUUCUUCUGGGUAAUGGCUAUGUACAUAACUGGGUUUGUAGCUUACACUUUCAUUCUGAUUAGCCGGUUGGCUGUCCGAGAUGUUGUUUGCUUCAUGUGUAUGUUUGGUGACAGUCCAUUUUUGAUGUACAGGCCCUCGGAGGAACAAAACCUAGUCUUAAAGAACCUUAGUCCAUUACGAAGGGUCGUAAAUGGCAUAUUCGGAUUUCUCUUCAUGGAUUUCUUCCAGACUGGAAAGGACAUUGUUCUAGUUUAUGAAAAGGACGCACCAGUUUUAGAUGAAGUCGGGACCACUUUGGACCAAAGUACUCUCGAAGAAGGACACUGUAAUCCACAGGAAUCCCAGGGAUUUGAUAAUUUUUCUGCGUCGAUUGAGGUAACGCGACCAACACAGGGAAGGCUUAGUGUGCCAGAACGACCAAAAAUUACGCCAGUAGACGCCAGCAAGUAUCUUUCCAAUGUCAUCAGUAGUAUUGAAGCUCUGGCAGGUCUUUUUCAGCCGUUCAUCGUUCUAAUAUCGUUCUUCUCUGUGGCCAACCUUGUGACCCACGUGGGAGCCAUUGUAAGCCUUAUUGCAAACUUCAAAACGUCUCAUUGGUGGACAUUUGUGAGAACAUGCAUCUGGCUUCUACUCUCACUCCGGCUCCUCUGGAGUGCAGCUGGCAUUACCAAAGGCUUAUCACACGUCUCGCAGCAUCUCAAUUACCUCUGGUCUGUAGGUCAGCUACAUGGCGAUAAAGAAGAGUGGCAAAGGUUUUUCAAGCUGGUCGAAUCGUUCCAUUUGGGGACCAAGACAUACGGGUUUCCUCUCACACUGAAGCAAGCGGCAUCGAUUGCAACCUUCAUCAACUUUGCACUGAUCAUUGUGCUGUCAAUCAUGAAACCAUCAGUACACUUGCCAGCACGUGGUGACUAACACCCCCUUGUUAUCAGGCAUUAGUGUCGCCAUGUACGAUUCAUCAUCAAAAUUUAUGUAAAACUUAAGAGGCGAGAUAGGAACCUACAACCUGCAACCAACCCUGCAACCGUCUUUUAACAUGUCACGAAGCCAUCUUCUCGAGGGAAGCGUUGCGUGACAUCCCAAAAAACAGCUGGUAUGGAGACUAGAGAUAACUAACAACGCUUUGUGAUUGGUUUUAAAAACCAACAUCACCUGUUCAACAAACCAAAUGUGAACUGAAUUCGAUCCCACGUGUUUUUCGCGCUUUGUGCCAUAUUUAUCACUACUACCAAAUUUGUUUAGUUUUUUUUCUUUCAACGAUUCAAAAGUGAAAGAGUAUAAAAAAAGAUGUAAGCACAAGUUUGUAAAAUAAUUUACUAAACAGGUGCAGAUUCAUAAAUUUUGUAAGUGGAUGGUCUAAGCUUUGAUCUAGAAAAUGUUUUUGUCACAUUAGAGCCAGUAGCCAGUAGUUUACCGUUAAGGACAGUGAAGGUAUAAUCUCUAACUUCCUGGACUUCGAGCAGUCCAACUUCUUUUUCGCGUCCAUCACUCCCAGAGUUUAGCGCGGCGCUGACAGCAGUUGUUUUUUUCGCUGACUCUUUUGACUCGCGCGAGUGACAGAUAGAUAGAUAGAUAGUUAGAUGACCUUAAUUUAUACACGAUAAUAUUUUAAGCUUCAAGCUUGUGGAGUCGUGUGAAGGAAAAGGAAAACUACACGUUAUGCAAAUUUAACUUGAUUUUGAAAGUAGAAAAUAAUACAUAUUAUAACUUCUACGUAAAAAAAAAAUCGGUAUGUAUAAGGCGAGCAGUUGAAGCGGAAAGUAUGUCGAAUUUUAAUUCUUUAAAGUAGUCUGAUGAGUAAGCGUUUUUUCAGGUUAUUGAGACUAAAGCGUCCAACUUGUUGUUUAUAGUAGCAAACAGUGUUCCAUAACAAAGCGCCGCAAUAUUUAAGUGAGUCUUUCAUGUAUCUUGGUAAUUUAGUGUUUUCAACUUUUUUCAAUAAAGGUAAGUUAAGCAGUAAAUAACAUUGGCAGAGGUGCACUUAGGCCCCGACAUUUUCUCUACGUCAUGAAUGAGAGCACAAGUUUUGCAUCGUGAACGGGCGCAUUUGAAAGUUCCAGGUUGGUCAUAGACACUUAAAUCUCCUUAAUCAUUCUAGACAGCAUAUGGCAGUUUGCGGUAUUUCCUUACAUAUGGGCAGUUCGGAAAGCCGUAAAACUCUACAGCAAAAAUUUAUCUUCCAAAUCGGCACUCUCGAUCCCCACGGUUUCAAAGAGUGCUUUUCAUUCGACUAAUUUAUUUUUGUUUUCUCGUCACCAUAUUCCCACCGAUACUUAGCUCCAACUUUUGCAAUAUAAACCCACACACAACCCACAAUUUCUCCUAUCGCUCUGAUAAAGGGCUAACGCCCGAAACUUCAGCCUUUAAACUCUUACGGUGGCAAAUUUACGUUUUCAACUCAGUUGAUAACGCUAAAUUACCUUGAGACAUAGUUUGAUGCUACUCUGGUUUGCAGAUUUAAUGGAUGUAACCGAAGAAGUUACAAUUCAUAGACCCAACGUUUCGACACUCCUGUCUAGUGCCUUCGCGACAUUGGAAACAAAUUUCCUCUCUUCAGCCUUCGAAUCGAUUGAAGAUGACUGACUGUCUACCAUCUUCAGUCGAUUCGAAGGCUGAGAAGAGGAAAUAUGUUUCCAAUGUCCUAAAGGCAAAUGGCUAUACAAAAACUUUUCUCCAUAACUGCCAAAAACCAGUUACAAAUAGUAACGCUCUUGAUGAAAGGGAACCAGCGACUGGUUUUGUUGUUAUCCCUUACAUACAGGGUGUUACGGAACCCAUCAAGAGAAUUUUGAAUAGCCACAAGUUAAAGUUGCUCAAAAACCUUUUCAGACUUUGGGGGCAUAUUUUCGCCAAACUUAAGGAUCCUGUCAUGUAAGGAAAACGAACCGAUGCCAUUUAUUCUAUUCCCUGCAAUGACUGUGACAACGAAUACAUCGGACAGACCAAACGUCGGUUUGGUACACGGUUAAAAGAGCACAAAAAAGCGGUUUUCCUUUGCAAAAAGGAAAAUUCGGCUUUAUCGGAGCAUACAUGCCUAACUAACCAUACAAUUGGGUGGGAUAAUUCUAAAAUUAUCACCACUAAUCGGCGUUACCAUCAGCGCCUUGUUUGGAGGCUUGGCAUAUUAACUCCGCCCACGCUCCUUUAAAUCGUGACGAUGGCGGUUUGCUUCCUGACGCCUAUUUACGCCUCGUCUGAAAAAAGGCCGCUAAUUAGUGAUCAUAUAAAAGGACCUCUUAUUACAGCAUUUAGAUCACCCCUGAUGAAGGCACUAGACUGGAGUGUCGAAACGUUGGGUCUAUGAAUUGUAACUUCUUCGGUUACAUUCAUUAAAUCUGCAAACCAGAGUAGCAUCAAACUAUGUCUGAUUGUCCACAUGGUUGCCGUGUGAACUUUAAAUUACCUUGUUAUACUCUCCCACCGACGCAGCACCACAGUUUCUAUAGAAACUUACCCCCUUUUUUAUGUAUCUUGUUUGGAACCUGAGUACUGUUUAAAGGUCGCGUCCCCUCAGAAAGUAACCAUUUGAGCGACAGUUAAGGAUGUUUUCAGACAGUGUGUCGGGGAGAGUAGCAUCGUAGUCUUUGUAGAAAAGCUUGAAGAUGUCUUAUUUAUAAUACAAGAGAAGUGUAGGCCACUGGUCGUAUCUAAGCCACGUCGGAUGAUGUCAUAUCUUUGGGUAUAUUAAAUAUAUAAUUGUUGCUGCCCUGCAGUGUAGCCUUUCUAUUGAACCGAAUAAAUCAGAAUGAAUUUAAGAUCCCCAAAAACAAUAAACAACGGCUUAAAAUAUGACCCAGUAUGAUUUAUUCAGAAGAACUUGCUUUGUGAAAAAUGUCAUCUUCUCGGCAAGAGAUUGUAAACUUGCCGUUGGAAAAAUAAGUAUAAAAAUUUUUUUCGAGUCGAGAUUUACCUAAAUAAUUUAAUCGAUAGCAAAUGUGUGCUUUGAAAGAGUUUCAACAACUAUUAUCAUUGACUGCCACUGAAUACUGGACGAAAUAAACCCGAUGGCUCGCUUCAUAAGACUUGAGAAUUUCUCCUAAGGUGCGCACGCAUAAAUGAAGUAUUGGAUCUACAUAAAUACUCCAUGGCAACCUUAUUCCUUUACCUACUAUUGCUAUACAACCUAAAAAAUCAAACACACUGAAACAUCCGCCACAUUUUUUCCAAAAUUCUGACUGUCCAAACAAGAGAAUAUAUUCCUGAAUAAAUUCAGUUUCGGAGCUUGGAGUAGAACUAAGUAUCGUUCUGAAUGACGAAAUAGCAAAGGAAGGUAAUAUGUAGAGCUGGGUGUAGAUAUCUGCAAAAGGUCAACACUAAACGAAUUUGUAUGUUUUUCAAUAUAGAUUCGUUCAUGGUUUUCCACAGGCUCGCGAUUCGGUAAAUAAUCUUAUGCCAAGGAUAUUAAAUAAAAAAGGAAGGAGGGGGUAAUUUUCUAAAAACUGUGGCGCUGCCACUGAGGUACAAGAAAAUUUGGUUUAUCAACUGAGUUGAUCAUAUUAAAAGGUCACCGCAAAGAGUUUCUAUAAAAUUGACAUCUCGAGCGUCAUUCCUUCGUCAGAGCGAAAAGAGGUGAUACUACGUAGAAGUAGCUGCAACGAGUCUCUAUGAUAAAAAAAGGAAAAAAAUUGCGUACCUCUGGAAAGGUAAAUAAGUCGAUUUAACAAACAGAUUCAUGUCUAUGUACAUCUGUUUACUUAUCGAUCACAGAUGACUUCGAAGUGUGGUUAAAAAAAAAUGUGGCACACGGCGCGCAACCGAGUGUGUCUCGGUUGCUCUUACCAUAUUUUGGUCUCUUCUCCCACGACAACAUGGAAUCUUAAUGUAUUUGUUUUGGAGGAUGAAUUGAUUGAUGAUGACGCCAAGAGAUCACGAGAAAAAUCAGUCCGAAUGCUUGUAUAUGAUUAUCAAAUAAUUAUAUUAUUUAAUUAUUUAUGGUUCAAUAAUACUUUUUGACCUUUGGGACCCACGAACAAGGUUGGGGAGUUGGUAGAGAUUUCUUAUCGCAACGUUGCUCAUGUACUACAGAUCAAAGAGUGAAAAAUCUUAUUCAGUCAAGUGCUGAAGUUAAAAAGCGCGUUGCGUGACUAGAACGAGCAAUAGACCCAAACAACCGUUGUGAAAGAAACUAAGUCACGCGAAGGGAAUAGUUCCUGCGAAACCCGCUGUGUUUUUCUACUUUCUGUUCUCUUUGAUUCGGAUCACAAAUCUUCAAAGGGACAGUGAAGUAUCAAGCGAAAAGAGAAGAGUCACUAUUCUGCUCAUACGCGCUAAGGAGCAUGAAAUUUAUUCACGUUAGGAUUUUUUAGAAUAUAACUCUUGAAGCCGGUAACCGACAAUUCAGUUUCUUUUUUUCAAAAGAUUUAAAAAUGAGUUUAUCAAGCGCGUCCAUUUCAACGGGAAACUCUUAUUCUAGAGCUUUAUCUCCUAUGGUCGCCGUAUCUAUUCUCUUUGGACCUGGAGAACGGCUCUAUUCAAAAGUUCAUUCUUGGCUCGGAGGAUUUAUUUUCAUCUUUUUGCUCGGAGGAAUGACGUUUGUCUCCGUUCUCGGAGUCUUUGUGCGGUCAUCUAUCGAUACAUGGAUAGAGUUUUCGCUUUUCAUCGUUCCCCUAAUUGCACUGAUUGCUGGAUUUCGCGUGUAUACUUCCUCAGCCUUCAACAAGUUAUUGAGAAGGAAGCUGUUUAGGAAAUCAAUGGUAACCAGCUUUCCAGAGUUUGAUCAGGAAAUUCCGUGGCACGAGACACAAAGGGCAUCUUGGCUGAGGAAAGCUGCCUUGAAAAAUUGCAUCUAUCCUUUCGUCCUAGAGAUUUAUCACUGGACUGCUUAUGCGAUUUUUCGCACGAAAUUUCAAGGGGACAAAUUCCCAGGUUCUUGGAAAGACAGCAACUUUAUGCUGUUCGAAAUUAACGAUAUGACUUGGCACGUGCUUUAUUGCUUCUUCUGGGCAAUGGCUAUGUACAUCACUGGAUUUCUAGCCUACUCCUUUAUUCUGAUCUGCCGACUGACAGUGCGAGAUGUGGUCAGUUUUAUGUGCAGGUUUGGAGACAGUCCAUUUCUGUUGUAUCGUCCCUCGGUAACUAACCAAACGUCUGUUUGGAGAAAGCUUGGCUUCUUAAGAAGAGCAAUAAAUGGCCUAAGUGGAUUCGUUUCAAUGGAUUUUUUCCAGACCAAGAAAGACAUUGUUUUAGUAUAUGAACAGGAAGUUCCAUUUUUGGAUGAAAUUCAAGUAAGUUCUGAUCCUGGCAUUCUUGAGGAAGGCAACUGGGAUGCAGUGACACCUCAGGAGUUUGACAGUUUUUCCACCGAGUCAGUUAACUUCUCGAAAUCAGUAGAAGGGAGGAUAAAUGUACCUAAACGACCACAAAUCACGGCAGCAGAUGCCAGUAAAUAUCUCGCCCACGUCCUAUACAGCAUCGAAGCCCUUGCUAGCCUUUUCCAGCCGUUCAUUGUCAUGCUUCUUUUCUUCUCUGUGGCCAGUCUUGUUAUUCAUGUCGGAGCCAUGGUUCAUCUCGUUCCGAAUUUUUCGUCUUCCCACUGGUGGACUUUGCUCAAAACGGGCAUUUGGUUUCUUCUUUCCUUGCGCCUCUUGUAUAGCUCAGCAGAGAUCACUAGAACUUUUUCAAACGUUUCACAACAUCUCACUUACGUAUGGUCCGUUGGUCAGUUACAUGGUGAUAAAGAAGAUUGGCAGAGGUUUUUCAAGCUGGUGAAGUCGUUCCAACUGGGUACCAAGACAUACGGGUUUCCACUUACACUGAAGCAAGCUGCAUCCAUUGCAACUUUUAUUAACUUUGCUCUGAUCAUGGUGCUGUCAAUCAUGAAACCUUCAGUACACCUACCAACCAAAGGCAACUAG